UCGGUUUCCAGUCGUUCGCGAGAUGAGGUGCGGAGAAGUGAUCAGCGCGGCCGCCAUUUUGGGGGCGGCCCUGAUGACCGGCGUCGUGGCCGGUAUCGUGACCGGCACGCCGAGCAUAGUCCCUCGCGAUGAGGGUGGACGAAACUCUGACAAUAUUUUGGUCGCUAAUAUUCGGAGACUGAGCGCAGGACAGGAAAAAAGGGAUGGAAAGGAAGGAACCGUGCCCAACGCAGUCGGACCAGGGGUUGAAAGUAUUCUGGUGACCGUUGAUGGAAACGCCGCAAACGAUACGAAAACAUCAAACGAUGAAGAUAGAACUACUGGGGACAGCAAGGAACCCAGUGUUAUUUUACCACGAGGGAUCCAGAUUUCAAUGAAAUGGGACACCGAUUACUCCUUUGGUCAAGGCGGUAGGAGUGCGCCGGAUGACAGCUAUGAAAGCAUCAGUAGCGGUGAGUCGGACGAUGACAGUCUGUACCAAUGUUCGCGUUGCGGUCAUAGCGGCGGCGGCAGAGGCUCUCACUCGCACAGUCUCUCCAUCAGCGGGCGUAGCGGGGGUAGGAGCGGCAUAGGCACCGCGGCUGACUCUUACGAGGACGACGACGCCGAAUCGGACCGGGACAGUUACAGUAGCAGCAGAAGCAGCAGUGGGUACAGCUACAUGGACGACAUGGGCAGCAUGGACAUGGAGGCGGACGCACUAGAGUCGGAUGAGCCGUGGAGUGCCGACCCUUUCGCGGGCAGCCACAAGUCGCGGUACCCGCAAUGGGAGGACGAUGACGAUGAUGAAUACGAGGCCGAAAUGGCCUUUCAAAGCCCUCCAAGUCGGGGAUCCAGGGACCCGACUUCAGGAUCGACCCGAAUCGCAGGAUCCCGGACUCCGACUGCAGGAUCCCGGACACCGACUGCAGGAUCGCUGACUCGAACUGGCGGAUCGCGGACUCCAACUCGAGGAUAUGAUCGAUCCGAUAGUCGUGACAUACGUGACGAUAUCGCACCUUCCAAGUACGGUACCACGUACGGUAACGACGCUUACAAGACCCCAAGCCGUAAGACGUCGUACAGUGAAACCGGUUACGCAACGCCGAAACCCAAGACUUUUAGGACGUAUGCUGAAGACAAUUACGACAAAUCUCCAGGCAUGUUCGGGUCGAACGCAGGGAUCUUCUCCAGCUUCAACGCCCCCAGUAGUUUCAAGAAUGGCUUAAACAGGGGUUUUGGUGGUAGUUUCGGGGUCGGAUACAACAGUCCCUACAAUGGUGGCUUCAGCAGUGGCUACGGUGGCGCUUUCGGUGGUGGCUACGAUCCCCUCGGCUACGGUGGUUUUGGCAGCUUCGGUGGUAGAAAUAACAUGAUGAUUCCGACCCAAGUGUUUGACGCUGUGCAGGAUUUGAUCGACGACCAGUCGAUGUUUUACGUGACCUUUGAAUGCCCGCCCAAAGUCGGAAAAUACUUUUGUAAAAUGCAAUGUAAAAUGCGUAACGAAAAAUUGACAGGGAGCUGCGACGGUGGAUAUUGCAGCUGCAUGCUCAAAUGGGAGAAGAAGAUGAAGAAGGCGAUGAGCAAACGUUUCCGAGAUGCUAUGGAGGGUUACGACACGGAUUGCAAUGACUACAAGAAAGCGAAACAGUGCAAACGGUUCUGCAAAGGUCUGACAUCGGACAAAACGUUCACCGGUCAGUGCAGCGUUGACCACUGUCAAUGCGUGACCUACCCAAAGAUCCCGGGCCAGAAGAAGAACGCUUGCACGAAAGCCAUCAACAAGCUGAAGAAGACCGAGGACGCAGCGUUGUCGCGGCUAGGGAUCAAACCGAAGCCUCUGAGCAGCCUCAGUGCCGCCGCCGAGAAGCAGGUCAACGCAGUCGCCGACGAAGCCAUCCAGAAGUUGAAGGCCAGCAACUCCAUGGACGGGUGCACGGAGGAGGACAUACAGAAUCUAAGGUCCAUCAUAUCUAGUCUCUCUCAAGGAUUGAACCUGGUCAAAGGGGCAGACUACGCGUCAAUCCUCACUGGCGGUGGUAGCGGCAAGGGCGCCGAGAGUAGUCCUGGGAGUCCCGGUAAAAGUGGUGAAAGUGUCGAGAGGAGUGGUGGAAUUUCCAGCAGAAGUGCUGGAGGUGGAUAUGGAGGAAGUGCUGGAGGUGGAUAUGGUGGAGGUGGCGGUGGAUAUGGUGGAAAAGGCGGUGGAAGUGCUGGAGGUGGCGGUGGAUAUGGCGGAAGUCCCAGUAGAGGUGGUGGAGGUGGCGGUGGAUAUGGUGGAAGUUCCAGUAGAGGUGGUGGAGGCGGUGGCGGAGGUGGCGGUUGGAAGCAACAGCUUGUAUGAUCAGGAUUAAAUAUUUUCAUCCAUAUUUGGCAAAUAUUAAACUCUAUCAACGAUUAAAACAUGUCUUAAGCAUCACCAAACUUCA
Messenger RNA from Bemisia tabaci, 2405 nucleotides. RefSeq lists its product as uncharacterized. The record is from RefSeq and is a predicted model, not a curated record. NCBI's taxonomy places the organism in Eukaryota, Metazoa, Arthropoda, Insecta, Hemiptera, Aleyrodidae.